UUAAAGUAAGUCACUAUCUGGUGUGGCCACCAGCUGCAUUAAGUACUGACUGCAGUGCAUCUUCUCCUUAUGGACCACACCAGAUUUGCCAGUUCUUGCUGUGAGAUUUUACCCCACUCUUCCACCAAGGCACUUGCAUGUUCCUGGACAUUUCUGAGAGGAAUGGCCCUAGCCCUCACACUCCGAUCCAACAGGUCCCAGACGUGCGCAAUGGGAUUGAGAUCCGGGCUCUUCACUGGCCAUGGCAGAACACUGACAUUCCUGUCUAGCAGGAAAUCACGCACAGAACGAACAGUAUGGCUGGUGGCAUUGUCAUGCUGGAGGGUCAUGUCAGGAUGAGCCUGCAGGAAGGGUACCACAAGGGAGGAGGAUGUCUUCCCUGUAACGCACAUAGUUGAGAAUGCCUGCAAUGACAACAAACUAAGUCCAAUGCUGUGUAACCGCGCCCCAGACCAUGCUGUAAAUCGGGCAGUUGUUGUCGCCAUCCUGUACCUGUUCCGCAGGUGUGAUGUUCGGAUGUACCGAUCCUGUGCAGGUGUUGUUACACGUGGACUGCCACUGCGAGGACGAUCAUGCUGUCCAUCCAACAUUCCUAAGGCAUGUUCACGCAGAUGAGUUGGGACCCUGGGCAUCUUUCUUUUGGUGUUUUUCAGUCAGCAGAAAGGCCUCUUUUAGUGUCCUAAGUUUUCAUAACCGUGACCUUAAUUGCCUACUGUCUGUAAGCUGUUAGUGUCUUAACGACCGUUCCAAAGGUGCAUGUUCAUCAAUUGUUUAUAGUUCAUUGAACAAGCAUGGGAAACUGUGUUUAAUAAACCCACAGUGAGCUAAUUUAGGUCAGUGGUCUGAGUCUGUUAGCCUCAUUCACCUCCUGACAUACACACACCUUUCCUCACGUGAUGUGGAGUUAACGAGCUUUGAUAAAUCUAAAUCUGCACCUCCUUUAUCCAGAUUUGUGUGUAGUGGGGAUUCACCUGGAUUAGACCUGCUGCCUCUGUCUGCCUGCAUGCCCGCCAGCCAGGGAAAGUGGAGACAGACUCGGUGUAGGAUAACAUGGCUCUUAUUAAUGAAAGUUUCAAAAAAGUUUCAACGUUACGCAACGUAAUUUCGUAUCCAGAGUAAUCCAUGUCCACUUGGCAUUUAUCAUUAGGGAGAGUGAAAGCAUUGCCACAACUGUCUGUUAAAGACCCUUUGAAAAUGUCUUAUGUUGUGUGAUAUGCACAUGAGCUCAAACACAGAAAUCAUAUGAUUAGAAUGGGCUGUACUGAGCUGUGUUUGACUGGAGCUCUGUGUGUUCUCUGACAGGGUAACUCUUGCCUUCACCGGGGUGGGUCUUCUCGUCGUUCUCACAUCCAUCAUCGGGUUUCUUCCAAAUGGGAGGUACCAAGCUGUUUCCUGUCUUCUUCCUGAAGGAUGAAGAACUUCCUCAGUGAGCAGGUGCAUCUGAUGUGUUACCGUAUCUGUGUCAGAGCGCUCACUGCCAUCAUCACCUACCACGACAGUGAAAACAAGCCCAAGAAUGGAGGGAUCUGUGUGGCCAACCACACCUCACCCAUCGACGUCAUCAUCUUGGCCAGUGAUGGCUGCUAUGCAAUGGUUGGGCAAAUCCAUGGUGGUUUGAUGGGCGUAAUCCAGAAGUCUAUGGUGAAAGCCUGUCCACACAUUUGGUUUGAACGCUCUGAAGUCAAAGACCGACAUCUAGUGGCCAAAAGAUUGAGUGAUCAUGUAGAAGACACAACUAAACUUCCUAUUCUCAUUUUCCCCGAAGGCACCUGCAUCAACAACACUUCAGUAAUGAUGUUUAAAAAAGGCAGCUUUGAGAUUGGCUCCACAGUCUACCCUGUGGCAAUCAAGUACGACCCCCGCUUUGGAGAUGCCUUCUGGAACAGCAGCCAGUUUGGGAUGGUCAACCACCUGCUGAGGAUGAUGAGCAGCUGGGCCAUUGUGUGCAGUGUGUGGUACCUGCCACCCAUGACCAGAGAGGAAGGCGAGGAUGCAGUCCAGUUUGCCAGUCGGGUCAAAGCAGCUAUCGCCAGGCAAGGAGGGCUGGUGGACUUGCUAUGGGAUGGCGGUUUAAAGCGAGGGAAAGUAAAAGAUGCAUUCAAAGAGGAGCAACAAAAGUUAUACAGCAAAAUGCUAGUGGGAACCCAAGAGGACCGCAGUCGUUCUUGAAGUGAAACGUACAGAGUAUGAGAUGAUCAGAGACCCACCUGUGGACAACAGAGUGGACAGUCUUCUGCACCCUUAAGGAUUUUUUAAACCUGGAAUACUCCAACCCUCAUGUCAGGAAUUCUUCACUUGGCUUCCUCGGUCAGUGCCUCAGCUUGGCAUAUUAAGUUGUUAUUGCUGUUACAGCCCAUUCUGGUCACUGUCCUCUGAUUCUAAUGAUUUGACAAUGGACUGGCCUCUACUGCACCAGCCUGUCAUGAUGCUGUGCACUAAGAGUUCUCUCACCAUCAGGGAAGAUAACACACUCUCUUUUGAGUGACUAAUAUAUUUAUGACCUUUGUUGAGUUAAUGUAUAUGUUUUGUUUUUAUCUGGUCUCUCUGUUUAUUGUUAAUAGUAUUAUUAUCAUAAUUGUUCUUUAAGUUAAAAGUGAUCUGCCAUGGGACGUAGCAGUGCAGCAUAGAGAAUUAUUGGAGAGCUUGUACUGAAGGGGAAAUCUGUGACCAUGUUGUUCCCAACAGACUGAGAUGGCAACGUACCACGUGAAUGUUUCUAAUACUUUUUUAAUUGUUUUUUUUUUCAAUGAAAACCUUUUUUUAUUUUAAGCAUUGUAUUCACGUGUAAAAUAUAGGAGUUAUGUUAAAGUGGA
Oncorhynchus keta (chum salmon) is the source of this 2813-nucleotide messenger RNA. RefSeq names its product glycerol-3-phosphate acyltransferase 4-like. The record is from RefSeq and is a predicted model, not a curated record. The coding region runs from base 1411 to 2169 and encodes 252 amino acids. Gene Ontology annotation, biological process: triglyceride biosynthetic process. The transcript has 9 exons. Gene Ontology annotation, cellular component: endoplasmic reticulum. NCBI's taxonomy places the organism in Eukaryota, Metazoa, Chordata, Actinopteri, Salmoniformes, Salmonidae. Gene Ontology annotation, molecular function: glycerol-3-phosphate O-acyltransferase activity.